AUGUGUAUCAAAGCUUUGUUAAAUCAUGAAAAACCUUUAACAGAUUCCUUAUCACUUUUAAGAAGAAUGGAUGUCGGAGAAAUAAGUGAUUUACUGAAAGCAAUAAGCAAUGCUAUCUCUACACCGAGUCAAAAGGAUGACGACGUGGCACUACCACUCUUCAAUCCGGACAACGAUUCCGGAGCGGCUGGCUGGUGCGACAGCAUUGAAAUCCUUGCAAAGGAGUUCGGUUGGAGUAGUAUCAAGACAGCUGCUAAGGCAGGUAGAAAUGCGGUUCAGUAUCCUGACAUAGAAAUUAUUACAACUUCUUCAGGGAGUUUUUUACGUAGAAAAUCUAUUGACAUUAGUAAUAAAGUAAAUAUGAUCACCUUAUCAUCUGAUAUGACUGAACUUACCUCAAAAAUUUAUCAUUUAAAUCCUGAACUACAGGAACAGAUUACACAAACUUUUCUCAAGUAUCCUUCUGUCUUGGAUGACAGUUCUACCGUAAGAACUGGUGAGCUGAGUCUGCGAUUACACAGUAAUGGCAUAGUUUAUUAUCGCCCAUAUCGAUUGGCUCCGGUUGAAAAGGAGAAAUUAGAUGAGAUUGUAAAUGAUCUUUUGAAGAGAAACAUAAUUCGCGAAAGUAACUCGGUUUUUGCUAGCCCAGUGUUACUAGUAAAGAAAAAAGAUGGUAGCGAUAGAAUGUGUAUAGAUUAUAGGGCAUUAAAUAAGCUUAUCGAAAAAGAUCGAUUCCCACUCCCCCUCAUCGAAGAUCAAAUUGAUAGGUUAGGUAAAGCUAAACUCUUUAUAUCAAUAGACAUGAAAAAUGGAUUUUACCAAAUCCCGGUUUCACCAGAAUCUGUAAAGUAUACAGCCUUUGUCACUCCUAAUGGCCAUUAUGAAUUUCUUAAAAUGCCAUUUGGAAUUUGCAAUGGACCUUCUGUAUUUCAAAGGGCUAUAGCAAAAGCAGUACAGCAUUUAAAUUUCCUUCUGGUAUACAUUGAUGACAUACUUAUUCCCUUUACAACAAUAGAGGAGGGUCUGCGUUAUUUAGAAGAGACCCUUUUUGCACUUAGCAAAGCUGGAUUUACUAUAAACCUGAAAAAAUGUAAAUUUUUCGUUGACAAUAUCGAAUACCUGGGUAGACAUAUAUCCCAGGAUGGCAUCAGACCAAGUGAAGCUAAAACUGCUGCUUUAGUUCAUUCCCCCAUCCCAAAAAAUGUUAAACAAGUAAGGCAAUUUAUGGGUCUAGCGAGUUAUUUUCGGAAAUUUAUACCAGAUUUUGCAGUUCGUACAGCUUGUAUAACUAAUUUAACUAAAAAUAAUCAAAAAUGGGAAUGGAGUUCUCAACAUGAUGAAGCUAGAAAUUAUGUUAUUCAUCAUUUAUCAACCAAACCUUUGUUAUCAGUUUUCGAUCCAAAAAUGCCCACUGAACUUUAUACUGAUGCAAGUUCAUUAGGUUACGGCGCAAUAUUAGUACAAAACCAAUAUAACGAUAAGCGAGUCGUUGCUUACUUUAGUAAAAGAACAUCCCCUGCAGAAUCUAAUUAUUGUUCUUAUGAUUUAGAAACGUUAGCAAUAUUUAAUGCCCUAAAGCAUUUUAGGGUGUACCUGUUAGGUAUAAAGUUUAAAAUUUUUACGGAUUGCAAUUCCAUCAAAUCAACAAUGAAUAAGAAAGAUAUCUCCCCUCGUGUUGCUCGCUGGUGGACAUUUAUGCAAGAUUUCGAAUUUGAAAUAAUAUACAAAAAGGGUAAAUACAUAGGUCAUGUUGAUUUUUUAAGUCGUAACCCUGUCAAAAAAUCUGUUUUAAUUAUGAAUUGUAAUACUGUAAACUGUGCUAAAAAGCCGCGUACCCUUGUAGUUAACUUAAUUGAAGAGCCCCCUACAUGGUUAGCCCUCUCUCAGCAGAAUGAUGUUGAAACCCGUAAUUUGAUUAGCCAAGUCAUUUCGGGUGAUCUAGAUGAAAAUCAGUACUUCUUGCAUAAUGAUUUAUUACUUUAUAAUUACAAACCUAAUGAACCUAAGUUUUAUAUUCCAAAAGCAGCCCGAUUAGAACUUUUAAGAUUAUUUCACGACGAAAAUUGUCAUGUAGGGUUUGAGAAAACGUUAAAAAAACUUAGAGAACAUUUUUGGUUUCCACGAAUGGUUCAAUUUGUCAAAAAAUACUUAAGACACUGUUUGAUAUGUAUCCAACGCAAGUCACAUUCAGGUCCUAAACAAGGAUAUCUACACCCAAUAGAAAAAACACCCGUACCAUUUCAUACAAUUCAUUUAGACUGCACAGGCCCAUUUACGAUUUCAGCCGAGGGAUAUCGCGAAUUGCAUAUAGAACACCAUAUGGUGGCUACUGGAACACCCCGUGGGAAUGGUCAGGCAGAGAGAUAUGUAAGAACUGUAAUAGAUAUGCUUAAUACUAUCUGCAACGGUUCGUCAGACUGGCCGAGCAGUUUGUGGAGAGACAGCACGAUUUUUGAGAUUGGUAAUAUAGUAUUUGUUAAUCAGGAUCAUCGUCGUCAUGAUAAGUUGAGUCCAACACAUAAAGGACCGUAUGAAAUAAUUGAUAUCCUUCCAUUUGACAGAUAUUCGCUUAGAGGAAUUAAUGGGUUGAGGAACAUAACUGUAGCUAAGGACAAAUUGAGAAUUUGGCCAGGUGAAUUAGCUGAUGAGAAUGACGAAAAUAAUUAA
This is a messenger RNA of Chilo suppressalis (striped riceborer), 2667 nucleotides long. Lineage: Eukaryota; Metazoa; Arthropoda; Insecta; Lepidoptera; Crambidae. The record is from the annotation of a GenBank genome assembly.